AUUCCUUAUUGUGAUCUUCUCUGUGGGUGUGUGUGUGCGUAACAGCAUAAUUUUGCUAGCUAGAUGAUGGCCGAUCACUUAGACGAACCGCCCCAGAAGCGGGUCAAAAUGGAUCCAACGGAUCUAUUCUUUCUGGAAGACAAUCUGCCAGAUGAAUUGGUAUCAUCGAACAGCGGCUGGUCAGAUCAGUUAAGCGGUGGAGGCGGCGGCGGUGGCGGUUCUGGCGGUGGUCCUGGCGGCGGUCCAAAUUCACAGAAUACAAAUACCGGCGGUGUAGUAUCCACAAAUGCCAGCGGCGGACCAAAUAAACCACCAGCCCAAGGACCAGGACCUGGUGUCGGUGUCGGUGUCGGUGUUGUGUCCACACAAAUGAAUGGAGCCGGCAAUGGCGGCGGCGGCGGUGUUGCUGGCUCCACACCUGGUGGUGGCAAUAAUGGUGAUGGUAGUGAUGGCACCGUCAGUGGUAAUGGUGGUGCAACUGGUGCUGGCAAUCAACAGCAAUUGCGUCAAAUGCAACAUCAUCAUCUGCAGCAUUUGCUCGAACAGCGGCAACAGCAGCAGCAACAGCAACAACAGGGACAAAAGGGAUCAAUGGUGGUGCCUGGAAUGCAACAAUUGGGCAGUAGCAAGUCACCGAAUCUACAAUCACCCAACACUGGCAUGCAGCAAGUGGCCGCACAAAUGGGCAUGGUCAACUCAAUGCCCAUGUCCAUAUCGAAUAAUGGCAAUAAUGGAAUGAACGCCAUACCAGGCAUGAAUACAAUUGCACAGGGCAAUUUGGGCAACAUGGUAUUGACCACUAGUGGCGGCGGCCUCGGCAUGGUCAAUCAGCUGAAACCUCAACCUGGUGGCGGUAUGAUGAAUGCCGGUACAGGACCAGCUGGUGGCGCUGGCCAAGUGGUAACCAAUCCCAUCCCCAUUCCCAAUCAGGCGAUGCAUAUGCAAAAUGGUCCAAUGAUGGGGCGCAUGGUGGGGCAACAGCAUAUGCUCCGAGGACCACAUCUCGGUGGCGGUGGCAAUGGGCCAGGCAAUGGCCCCGGCGGAGGAGGUGGUCCACGCAUGCAAAACCCCAACAUGCAGAUGGGUCAAAUCAACAGCAUGGCGUAUGGUGUUGGCAACUAUGGUGGUCCUGGCGGCGGUGGUGCCGCUAAUCCUCAACAGCAGCAACAGCUGUUGGCCCAACAAAUGGCUGUCCAGCGUGGCGGAGUUGUCCCCGGCCUGCCGCAAGGCAAUCGUCCUGUGGGCACUGUGGUGCCCAUGUCGGGCAUGGGGGCGGAAGGCACGCCUACUGGCCAGCAAUUGCAAAUGCAACAGCAAAUGAAUGCCCAACAGGCUCUAGGAGGUCCACGGCCGCCGCAGCCGAAUCAAUUGUUGGGGCAUCCGCAACAGCAGCAGCAACAACAACCAGGCACCUCGCAGCAACAGCAGCAACAACAACAACAGCAGCAGCAGCAGCAACAACAGCCCGGUGGAGCAGUUGGUGGAGCGCCCACAGUUGGUGCUGUCGGUGGUGCGGCAGGCGGUGGUCCAGGUGUACCCGGUGCCGGUAGUGGAGGCGGUCCUCCGCCGCCCGGCAACAUCUCCGAUGAGCGCAAACGUCAAAUCCAGCAGCAAUUGAUGCUACUCCUUCAUGCCCACAAGUGUAACCGGCGCGAGAAUCUAAAUCCCAAUCGGGAGGUAUGCAAUGUCAACUAUUGCAAGGCCAUGAAAGCCGUACUGGCCCACAUGGGCACGUGUAAACAGAGCAAGGAAUGCACCAUGCAACAUUGCGCCUCGUCGCGCCAAAUAUUGCUCCACUACAAGACCUGCCAGCGAAAUGAUUGUAUCAUUUGCUUUCCAUUUCGUCAGAAUCAUUCGAUGUUUCAGAAUGCCGGCAGUGGCGGCGGCGGUGCAGUUGCUGGCGGUGCCGCUGGUGGUGCUGGUGGAGCGGGUGGCGGCGGUAGCGGUGUUAAUGUUGGCGCUCCGGGUAGUCUCCAGAAUCAGAAUCAACCGCUUGCCGGCCUUGUCAGUGUUGAUAACAAGCAGCAGCAGCAGCAACCGGGUGGACAACAGCAGCAACAGCAAGUCCCACCCGGAGGUGGUCCUCAGAAUACAGCGAUUGUUCUGCCACAGCAGCAGCAGCAGCAACAACAACAGCCUGGUGGAGGAGGAAAUGCGCCGAAAACUGAUAUGACGCAGCAGCAACAGAUGCAACAACAGCAGCAGCAGCAGCAAGUCCUUCAGCAACAGGUACAACAGCAGCAAGAUUUACGGCGAUUCGAUGGCAUGGGUCAUGUGGGACAUUCUCCAGUUACAGCUGGCAUGCUCGGGGCAACGGGCCCUGGAGGUGCCAGCGGUCCUGGGGGAGCGGCACAGCAACAACAAACUCUGCCGCCGGGCAUACGGAUGCAGGGUGCGCCGCCAGGGCGAGUCCUGGGUGGUCCCAACUCGGCAGGCGGUCUAACCAAUGAUGUCAACAGUGUUCAGCAGCAGCAACAACAACAGCAAAUCCUUCAGGGUAAUACGGCACUAGCCGUGGCCGCUGCUGCCAAUGCUGUCGGGCGACGACGCGGUGCCGGAGCUGGUGCUGGAGCUGGCGGCGGCGGCGGUAGUGGUGGUCUACCCUCUAUGGUCGAUCAACAACAGCAGCAGCAGCAGCAGCAACAACAACAACAACAACAACCUAAUGCCCAAUUGGGUCACAUUCCGGUUCCAUUGUCCGUCAAUGUGGGCGGCGGUGCUGGCGGCGGUGGCGGCAGCGGCAGUGGACAGCAGCAGCAGCAGCAAUUCAAUAAUACACCGCAAAUGGUUGGAGGACAAUCCGAUCAGUUGGCCAAACUGAAAUUGGCACAGGCCCAGGGUCAUGUAGUGGGUCCGCCGGGCGGUAAUAGCGGAACGCCAGCCAGUGUCCUGAUGCCUGCCGAUACCUCAAGUGGCGUUGGUCCCAAUCAGACCAAUCCCAAUCAGCAGCCGAAUGCAACAGCAGGCGGCGGCGGUUCCGUUGCCGGUGCAAACAAUUCCGGCGGUGGUGCUGGCGGCACUGGUGGUGGUGGUCCUGGUUCAAGUGGACCACCCUCGGUGGCCGAUUGUGAGAAAGAUUGGCGGGAAUCUGUGACAGCGGAUUUACGCAAUCAUUUGGUCCACAAGCUUGUUCAGGCCAUUUUUCCUACCUCCGAUCCAACAACAAUGCAGGACAAGCGCAUGCAUAAUCUUGUAUCCUAUGCCGAAAAGGUCGAAAAGGAUAUGUACGAGAUGGCCAAUUCGCGUUCCGAAUAUUAUCAUCUGCUCGCCGAAAAGAUCUACAAGAUCCAAAAGGAGUUGGAAGAGAAGCGACUUAAGCGCAAAGAGCAGCAUCAGCAGAUGUUAAUGCAACAACAACAGCAACCUCAAUCACAAACGCAGCAACAGCAGCAGCAGCAGCAGCAACAACAACAACAGCCUGUUCCAAUGGGCGGUCCAGUUGGUCCCGGUGGUUGUGUGCGUCCACUAAUCAGUCCCAUGGGCGGUGGUGUAAUGCAAUCGCAGCAACAACAGCAGCCCCAAUUGCGACCACAGGCCCCAGUUGGUGUUGGCGGCGUUGGCGUCGGCGUCGGUGUCGGUGUCGGCGGCGUCGUCGGUGCUGGCGGUGCUGGUGGACCAAAUGCAAAUAUGGUGGCCAUGCGUAGUCAUUCACCUGGUGGCAAUAUGCUAACCAUACAGCAGCAACAGCAACAGCGUAUGCAAUUCCCGCAGCAACAGCAACCGCAACAACAGCAGCAGCAACAGCCUGGCAAUAUGCUGGUCGGACCACCUGGACCGAGUCCUGGUGGUCAAAUGGUAGUCAAUCCUGUACUCUCACCUUUCCAAACAGCUAGCAAUGCCCUAACCAGUCCGGUGCCGGGUGUCCCUCAGCCCCAACAGUUUAUCAAUGGACAAGCUGCGGGCGGAGGAGCUGGCGGAGCUUCAGCGAAUCCGCUAAGUGAGAUGAUGAAGCAGAGAUUACUUCAUCAACAGCAGCAGCAGCAGCAACAACAACAACAACAACAGACUGGCAUAUUAAUGCCCCAAUCGCCUUUUAGUAAUGCCACGCCCAUUCAGCAGCAAAAUAACUUUAGUUCGCCCAUGCAAGCGCAGCAACAGCAGCAGCAGCAGCAGCAACAACAAAAGACCCAACAACAGCAGCAGCAGCAGCAACAACAACAACAACAACAGCAGCAGCAGCAGCAACAACAACUGAAUAAUAUGCCACCAACACCCACCAGUUUAGAUGCCCUACAAGCGGGCGGUGCAGCAUCGAGCGGCACGGGAGGAGGAAGUGCAGGUGGUGGUAGUGGUGGUGUCAAUUCCACAUCAUCGGCAUCGGGCGGUGGUUUAACGGUUUCCGCACCAAGUCCAUCGCCUGGCUUUCUGUCCAAUGGCCCCAUUGGUACACCAUCAAAUCCAAAUAACAAUCCGCCCUCCGUUUCCAGUUUAAUGCAACCGCUGAGCGAUCGGCCGGCGACUCCUCCGUACAUACCAGCCUCACCAGUGCCGGCGGCAUCGGCAUCCGGUUUGGCCAAUAGCAGUAGCACCCCAGCCUCGGCGGCAGCCACAUGUGCAAGCAGCAGCAGCGGCAGUAGCAGCAACGGCGGCAACGGGAACAGUAAUAGCAACAGCAGUGGUGGCGCCGGCGGUGCAACCAUAGCCACAGCCACCACCACAACGGCACCAAUGACGACGGCCAGUACGCCGCAGAGUUGUGCCUCCUCAUCGGUGGCCACACCCACAUCGACAACAGCCUCCACCGCGUCAUCAUCAUCGUCGUCGGGACCAGGCAGUUCGACAUUAUUGCUGAGCAGUGGCGGUGGCGGUGGUGGACCAACGGGAGGCGGUGGUGGCCGAAUGAUUAGUUCGAGCAGUAGUCUAUCCUCUCAGAUGGCCGCCUUGGAGGCGGCAGCCCGUGAUAAUGACGAUGAUACGCCAUCACCCAGUCAAGAUGGCGGCAGUGGUGGCGGUGGUAUGGCCUCCAAGGGUAAACUCGAUUCCAUUAAGCCAGAGGAUGAGAUCAAAAAGGAGUUUAUGGACGAUAGUUGCGGCGGCAACAACGAUAGCUCCCAAAUGGACUGCUCGACGGGUGGCAAGGGCAAGAAUGUCAAUAACGAUGGCACCAGCAUGAUCAAAAUGGAACUCAAAUCCGAGGAUGGCACCGGACCCGAUGGUGUUAAAAUCAAAUCCGAGCCAAUGGAUGUGGAUGAGGCAGCUGCUGCAGCAGCGGCAGCCGCCGGCGGUGCAGCGGGCGGUGAUGGCAGUUCAACUGGCGAAGGCGGCAAAACGGAUGAUAUUAAUGGCGGUAUGGAUGGUAACAGUGGAACUGAUAUUAAAAUUAAGCAUGAAACCAAACCAGUUGUGCCCGAACCAUUGGCACCAAAUGCAGGCGACAAGAAGAAAAAGUGUCAAUUCAAUCCAGAAGAGCUACGAACCGCAUUGUUGCCAACAUUGGAGAAACUUUUGCGUCAGGAGCCCGAAUCGGUGCCAUUUCGCUAUCCGGUUGAUCCACAAGCUCUCGGUAUACCCGAUUACUUUGAGAUUGUUAAAAAGCCCAUGGAUCUGGGCACAAUACGCAACAAUAUACUCAAUGGCAAAUACAGUGAUCCCUGGGAAUAUGUGGAUGAUGUUUGGUUAAUGUUUGAUAAUGCCUGGCUAUAUAAUCGCAAGACAUCGCGCGUUUAUCGCUAUUGUACUAAGUUAUCGGAGGUCUUUGAGCAGGAAAUCGAUCCUGUUAUGCAGGCCUUGGGCUAUUGCUGUGGACGCAAAUACACUUUCAAUCCGCAAGUGCUCUGCUGUUAUGGCAAACAAUUGUGCACAAUUCCGCGUGAUGCCAAGUAUUAUAGUUAUCAGAAUAGUCUAAAGGAAUACGGUGUUGCCUCAAAUAGAUACACGUUCUGCCAAAAGUGCUUUAAUGACAUACAAGGAGACACUGUCACAUUGGGCGAUGAUCCGCUGCAGUCUCAAACACAAAUCAAAAAGGAUCAAUUCAAAGAGAUGAAAAACGAUCAUCUCGAGUUGGAACCCUUUGUCGAUUGCCAGGAAUGUGGACGCAAACAACAUCAGAUUUGUGUCCUCUGGUUGGAUUCGAUUUGGCCAGGUGGCUUUGUCUGCGAUAAUUGCCUGAAAAAGAAGAACUCUAAGCGAAAGGAGAAUAAAUUUAAUGCCAAACGUUUACCCACCACAAAAUUGGGCGUCUAUAUUGAAACGCGAGUGAAUAACUUCCUGAAGAAGAAGGAAGCCGGCGCUGGUGAGGUUCAUAUACGUGUGGUCAGCUCGUCGGACAAGUGUGUGGAAGUCAAACCGGGAAUGCGGCGUCGUUUUGUCGAGGGUGGCGAAAUGAUGCAAGAGUUUCCAUACAGAGCCAAAGCUUUAUUCGCCUUCGAGGAGGUCGAUGGCAUUGAUGUGUGUUUCUUUGGCAUGCAUGUCCAGGAGUAUGGUUCCGAGUGUCCGGCACCGAAUACACGACGCGUCUAUAUUGCAUAUCUGGAUUCGGUUCACUUCUUUCGCCCGCGGCAAUAUCGUACGGCUGUUUAUCAUGAGAUUCUGCUUGGCUAUAUGGAUUAUGUGAAACAAUUGGGCUAUACUAUGGCCCACAUUUGGGCAUGUCCGCCAUCGGAGGGCGAUGAUUAUAUAUUCCAUUGUCAUCCGACAGAUCAGAAAAUUCCAAAGCCAAAGCGAUUACAGGAAUGGUAUAAGAAGAUGCUCGACAAGGGUAUGAUUGAGCGUAUCAUACAGGACUAUAAGGAUAUACUUAAGCAGGCCAUGGAGGAUAAAUUGGGUUCGGCUGCUGAAUUGCCAUACUUUGAGGGUGAUUUCUGGCCCAAUGUGCUCGAAGAGAGUAUCAAAGAACUUGACCAAGAGGAGGAAGAGAAACGUAAACAAGCCGAGGCAGCAGAAGCAGCAGCGGCGGCAAAUCUCUUCUCCAUUGAGGACAACGAGGUCAGUGGUGAUGGCAAAAAGAAGGGCCAAAAGAAGGCGAAAAAAUCAAAUAAAUCAAAAGCAGCGCAACGAAAGAAUAGCAAAAAAUCGAAUGAACAUCAGUCGGGCAAUGAUUUGUCGGCUAAAAUUUAUGCCACCAUGGAGAAGCAUAAAGAAGUAUUCUUUGUGAUACGUUUACAUUCGGCUCAAUCGGCAGCCAGCUUAGCGCCCAUCCAAGACCCUGAUCCAUUGCUAACCUGUGAUCUAAUGGAUGGACGUGAUGCUUUCCUAACACUCGCCCGCGAUAAGCAUUAUGAAUUCUCCUCUCUGCGUCGUGCCCAAUUCUCGACAUUGUCCAUGCUCUAUGAGCUGCAUAACCAGGGUCAGGAUAAAUUCGUCUAUACCUGUAAUCAUUGCAAGACAGCCGUGGAGACGCGCUAUCAUUGCACUGUCUGUGAUGACUUUGAUCUAUGCACUGUGUGCAAGGAGAAAGUCGGCCAUCAACAUAAAAUGGAGAGACUUGGCUUUGAUCUGGAUGAUGGUUCAGCGCCAGCCGAUCUCAAGCAAGCAAAUCCUCAAGAGGCACGCAAACAGUCCAUACAACGUUGCAUUCAAUCUCUCGUCCAUGCCUGCCAAUGUCGCGAUGCCAAUUGUCGUCUGCCAUCGUGCACGAAGAUGAAGCGAGUCGUUCAGCAUACAAAGAACUGCAAGCGAAAGACAAAUGGCGGUUGCCCCAUAUGCAAGCAAUUGAUUGCGCUCUGUUGCUAUCAUGCCAAGCAUUGUCAGGAGCAGAAGUGUCCAGUGCCCUUCUGUCCGAAUAUCAAGCACAAGCUGAAGCAGCAGCAAUUACAGCAAAAACUCCAGCAGCAGCAAUUGUUGCGUCGUCGUGUGGCUCUUAUGUCAAGAACGGCGGCUCCAUCAUCGUUGCCUGGUCCAGUGGCGGUAAGCGGACCCGUUGUAUCGGCUGGCGGUGUACCCGUCGUCGGCAUGUCCGGUGUGGCUGUUAGCCAACAAGUGAUGCCCGGCCAAAGUGGCAUUAUGCCACCAGGAGCUGGCGGAAUGUCGCCAUCAACGGUCCCAGUGCCCUCGCCUGUGUCGGGCGGUGGCGGAGGCGGCAUGACAUCGCCGCAUUCACAUCAGCCGGGCAUUGGCAUGAAGCCGGGUGGAGGUCAUUCACCCUCGCCCAAUGUGCUGCAGGUGGUGAAGCAGGUACAAGAGGAGGCCGCUCGUCAACAGGUGCCGCAUGGCGGUGGCUUUGGCAAGGGUGUGGCGAUGGCGCCGCCUGUCAUGAAUCGACCGCUAGGCGUCGGUGUUGGCGGUGUGGGUGUGCCCAAUCAGGGCGUGAAUCAGCUGGGCGGCAUGGUUGGCAAUGUUGGUGUGGUUAAUCAAAUGACUGGCAAUGUGGGACCCGGUGGUGGUGGCGGCGGCGGCGGUGGCAAUCCAAAUGCCGUGCCCGGUGCAGCCAACUGCGGCGGCAAUGUUCUGAGCCUAACCAAUCUCCUGCCCUUGGAUCAAUGGGGCGGCAGUGGCGGACCCGGACCCGGUGGAGCAGUUGGACAGCAACAGCAGCGUUAUACCAAUAAUGCCGGCCAGGUGGGUCAGGGACCUGGCAUGAGACAGCCACCGAAUCAGCUAAUGCAACCGAAUGCCAUGCAACAGCAGCAACCGCUGCACCAAAUGAUGGGAAUGCCACCCAAUCAGAUGGGCGGAGUUGGUGGAGUGGGCGUCGGUGUUAAUGUUGGUGUUGGUCAAAUGCCUGUCGGUCCCUCGCCACACGGCAUGGGCAUGGGUGGUCCCCAAAUGGGUGGUGCUGCCGGUGCCGGCGGCGGAGUUCGUCCGCCACCCGGUGCCCAGGGUCAGGCCGGACCAAACAUGGCCAAUGGUCCGCCAUUGAAUACGCAGCAAUUGAAUACCCAACAGUUGGCUCAAAUAAUGCAAAAGAUCAAAAAUAAUCCAACCAAUGAGAGCAACCAGCAUAUCCUUACCAUACUCAAGCAGAAUCCUCAGAUUAUGGCUGCCAUUAUCAAGCAGCGUCAGCAGAGUCAGCAAAGUCAGUUGAAUGCGGCAGCUGGUGGUGCACCUGGUGGUGCCCUGCAGGCUGUCAAUGGGCCGCAGAAUCCUCAGCAACAGCAGCAGCAACAACAACAACAGCAGCAACAACAACAACAGCAGCAGCAGCAACAGCAGCAGCAACAACAACAGCAGCAGCAGCAAGUGAUGCAGCAACAACAAAUGCAGCAUAUGAUGAAUCAACAACAACAACAACAACAACAGGGCGGACCACAACAAAUGAAUCCCAAUCAGCAGCAGCAGGUGAAUGUCAUGCAACAGCAGCAACAAGGUGGCCCCGUUGGACCUGGGCCACAUCAACGUAUGCCGAGCAUGCAGAAUGCCAUGAUGUUGCAGAAUCUACCGCCCGGCGUUACCACCCAAGGUGGCAUGGUUUCGAAUCAAAGUUGGAAUAAGAUGCGUUAUAUGCAAAUGAAUCAAUACCCGCCACCGUAUCCGCAACGCCAACGUGGCCCACAUAUGGGUGGAGCCGGCCAACAGCAAUUCCCCGUUAGCGGCGGUGCCGGCAAUUUCAAUGCCGGCGGCGCAGCCGGUGUACCAGUAGGUGCAGGCGGUGGCGGAGACGCUGGCCCUGGAGCCAAUCAAUAUAUGGCAAAUGCGGCGGCCAACAAUAUGCUGCAGGGACAGGGCGGUGCCGGUGUGAAGCCCGGUCCGCAGCAACAGCAAAUGGGCGUAAUGCCGCCAGGUAUGCAACAGCAGCAGCAGCAGCAACAGCAAAUGAUGCAGGUGGCCAUGCCGAAUGCUCAGAAUCAGAAUCCAUCUGUUGUUGGCGGUGGCGGCGGCCCUGGUGUGGUUGGUGGCGGCGGCGGCGGCGGGCCCGGCUCGAAUGUAAUGGGCCCACCCACGCCGCACACCCUGCAGCAACAAUUGAUGCAAUCAGCCCGCUCAUCACCGCCCAUACGUUCCCCGCAGCCAACACCAUCGCCGCGAUCGGCGCCAUCGCCCAGAGCGGCACCAUCGGCCUCGCCGCGUGCCCAACCCUCGCCGCAUCAUGUGAUGAGCAGCCAUUCACCGGCACCGCAAGGUCCCCACGAUGGUAUGCAUAAUCAUGGGAUGCAUCAUCAGUCGCCUCUGCCGGGUGUACCCCAGGAUGUGGGCGUUGGUGUUGUCGGUGUCGGUGUCGGCGUUGGUGUUGGUGUUGGUGUCGGUGUUGGCGGUGUCAAUGUCAAUGUUGGCGGCAAUGUGGGUGUUGUUGGCCAGCCAGGUGGUGGCGCCGGUGCCAUGCCCGAUGCAUCUGAUCAAUUGACAAAAUUUGUAGAGAGACUCUAGUGCAACAUUAAUCAUCAAGAUGCUGCAAAUGCUACCACCACCAACAACAACAACAACAACAACAAUAAUAAUAAUAACAACAACAACAACAACAGUGGCAGCAACAACAACAACAACUUGAUGAUGUCUCCCUAUCCCUGCUAUAAUGGACAGUCGACGCAUUUCUUUUGAUUUGCAUUACUUUUACUAGCUGAAGAAAAAGGCAUGAAAACCCCUCACCCCUCAUCACAGGCAGUGAGAGAGGGAGAGGUGAAGACAACAACAACCAACACCAACCAAUUAUCAACUAAGCCAGGGAACAUUGUGUGUUAAUUUUUCCAUUGAUUUUUUCUUAUUUUUGUUUAUCUAACAAACGAAACGAAA
Drosophila willistoni is the source of this 10605-nucleotide messenger RNA. It is a transcript of the gene nej, whose product is annotated as histone acetyltransferase p300. The coding region runs from base 64 to 10242 and encodes 3392 amino acids. Gene Ontology annotation, biological process: positive regulation of transcription by RNA polymerase II. NCBI's taxonomy places the organism in Eukaryota, Metazoa, Arthropoda, Insecta, Diptera, Drosophilidae. The record is from RefSeq and is a predicted model, not a curated record. Gene Ontology annotation, cellular component: histone acetyltransferase complex; transcription regulator complex. Gene Ontology annotation, molecular function: chromatin DNA binding; histone acetyltransferase activity; zinc ion binding. The transcript is spliced from 12 exons.